CUGCAGUCUGGGUUGGAACGAGUUGUCGGACGGUUGUUGGUUGUGGUUGGUUUUUAUGAAAAAUCAUAAGAAGAGUGAACAUUAGAAAAUUGUUUGUUACGUUUCAUAAAACAGGAUGGCGAACAACAUCGAGUUCGACACCGAGGACAAGUUGAAAUACACAUUUUACCCCGUCACGAAUGGUGUGGUGAACUUCAGAGUCCGGGCUUCGAAUGAUGCCCAUUUGGCGUUGACCAGUGGGCCGGUCGAGUCAAACCCAAUGCUGGAGGUGUUUAUCGGUGGCUGGAAAAACACCAAAUCUGUCAUUCGAAAAAAUCGCGCCAAACCGGAUGUGUCGGAGGCGUACAUUCCGGGCAUUCUGAGUGUUGGCGAGUAUCGUGGGUUCUGGAUUAAGUGGAACGAUGAUGUAAUAACCGUUGGAAUGGAGGGUGCUAGCGCAGCAUUUUUAUCGUACAAAAACCCCGAACCAUUUCCAAUUAAUUUCGUUGGUGUUUGCACCAGUUAUGGAUCAUCUGGGUCGUGGAUCAUCCAACAGAACGAACCGGCACCAUCUGCCUCAAUUGCUCAAGUCUCGGAUGCUGUUGCUUGCUUUUUACCCACGGCAGGAGAGGGAAGAGAGGGUUUCUAA
Molecule: messenger RNA, 628 nt
Organism: Wyeomyia smithii (pitcher-plant mosquito)
Lineage: Eukaryota; Metazoa; Arthropoda; Insecta; Diptera; Culicidae
Product: C3 and PZP-like alpha-2-macroglobulin domain-containing protein 8
Exons: 3
Coding region: 116-628 (170 amino acids)
Source: RefSeq, a predicted model, not a curated record